Molecule: messenger RNA, 1620 nt
Organism: Condylostylus longicornis
Lineage: Eukaryota; Metazoa; Arthropoda; Insecta; Diptera; Dolichopodidae
Gene: DMAP1
Product: DNA methyltransferase 1-associated protein 1
Exons: 8
Coding region: 164-1498 (444 amino acids)
Biological process (GO): DNA repair; negative regulation of transcription by RNA polymerase II; chromatin remodeling
Cellular component (GO): NuA4 histone acetyltransferase complex; Swr1 complex; nucleus
Molecular function (GO): transcription corepressor activity
Source: RefSeq, a predicted model, not a curated record
CUAUCGUUUAUAUUUCUUAUUUCUUAAUGUCAAACGACAAAAAGUAAUAAAAAAUAGUAGAUACAUAAUAACUUUGGUCACAAAAUUGUAAAUUGUAGAUAAUAUUGGGUAUUCAAUAUAGCUAAUAUUAAAAAAUUAUUCUGUCAAUAAAAAAGAAUUCAAGAUGAAUUCAGAUGUUCGCGAUAUUUUAGACCUCGAAAGGGUACCGAGCCCCGAGGUUACAAAAGACACUUUUCUUCAGACAAAAAAAAAAAGUUUUGAAAGAGCCAAAGUUAGUAAAAGGCCAGAAGGAAUGCAUAGGGAAGUAUUUGCUUUGCUGUACAAUGAUAAUAAAGAUGCUCCGCCUUUGCUACCAGCAGAUACUGCCUUAGGCAUCGGUACUGGGUAUAAACAACAAAAAGCUCGUCUUGGUAUGAGAAAAGUUCGUAGCUGGCAAUGGACGCCAUUUACAAAUCCUGCACGUACAGAUGGAGCAGUCUUUCAUCAUUGGAAAAGAAUUUCUGACGAUACUAGAGAAUAUCCGUUUGCUAAAUUUAACAAACAACUUCAGAUACCAUCAUAUACAGUAAAUGAGUAUAAUACACAUUUAAGAACAAAUCCAUUAAAAUGGUCUAAAGCCCAAACAGAUCAUUUGUUUGACUUAGCAAAAAGAUUUGAUAUAAGAUUUAUUAUAAUGGCUGACCGGUGGGAUAAAGCUAAUUUCGACACAAAAUCUGUUGAAGAUUUAAAAGAAAGGUAUUAUGAAGUAAUAGGAAUAUUACAAAAAAUAAAAGGAAACCCUGAAAAAAAAGUUUAUGUUUACGAUGCUGAACAUGAAAGAAAAAGGAAAGAACAACUCAAAAAAUUAUUUGAUAGAACGCCUAAACAGAUUGACGAAGAGCUAAUGUUGCUUAACGAAUUAAAGAAAAUUGAGGCAAGAAAGAAGGAACGCGAAAGAAAAACUCAGGAUUUACAAAAACUGAUAUCACAGGCUGAUCAGGGUGAUUCAGUGCAAAACACUCAAACCGCUCGAAAACAUGAAAAGAAAUUCUAUAAAAAGAAAAUACAUAACCAGCCACGACCAUCAAAACUGGAUUCUGUAGUUAAUGCGGUAGAAACUGCAGGAACGGGUAUUAAAUUUGCUGAUUUAAGAGGAUCAGGUGUUUCAUUGCGAUCUCAAAAAAUGAAAUUGCCUGCGAAUAUUGGUCAAAAGAAAGCCAAGGCUCUUGAGCAAGCGCUGCAAGAGUUUAAAGUUGAUCCUCUUCCACCUCCAACUGAUGAAAUUAGUAAUUCCUUUAACGAGCUGAGAUCAGACCUAGUUCUUUUAUGCGAAUUAAGAACUGCAUUGUCAACUUGUACAUUCGAACUUGAAAGUUUAAAACAUCAAUACGAAGCCAUUUGCCCUGGAAAGACUUUAAACAUACCUCAAUCAUUAAUCAAUUUGACAGACAGAAACAAAGCAAAUGAUAAUAGUCUUGAUGUGACUGACACAUCCAAUAGUCAAUCUGGAAAUGGUUAAAAAUGUUAGAAAGCACAUGAAUGAUAAAAUAAUUUUACAUUAUCCAAUAUUACAUAUUUAUGUAGUAAUUUUGUUUAAAUAUAUGUACUAAUUCUCAAAAUAUAUUUUUUUUGUCCAAUCCU